Molecule: messenger RNA, 1668 nt
Organism: Serinus canaria (Common canary)
Lineage: Eukaryota; Metazoa; Chordata; Aves; Passeriformes; Fringillidae
Gene: GYPC
Product: glycophorin C (Gerbich blood group)
Exons: 3
Coding region: 209-490 (93 amino acids)
Cellular component (GO): membrane; cortical cytoskeleton
Source: RefSeq, a predicted model, not a curated record
GCUCAUGUGAGCUACACAGCAAAAGAGAAUGACACAUGUGCUGUUUCCUUUUCCAGUUGUAGAGGGGUCAGGAGCCAGGCAAGGAGAGCCCGAACAAGAGGAGCAUUUUCCUGGGUCCUUCCAGCUGUUCUGUUCAAUCCCGCCGUCAGUUCUGAGCAGGGAAGAGAGACUGUCAACACAAAUAAGGCAUUUUUCAGAGGCGUAAAUUAUGAGUUCCCCAAACAAUGCGACAUCUCAACCACAUGGAGAAGUGGAGAGCCCCGCUGCUGGAGCAGAUGUGGCUGUUAUUGGAGGUGUGAUUGCUGCCGUGGUGUUUGUCCUGAUUUGCCUGCUGGUGGUGAUGGUGCGCUACAUGUACAGGCACAAGGGCACCUACCACACCAACGAGGCCAAGGGAACCGAGUUCGCCGAGAGCGCCGACGCCGCUCUGAAAAACGACCCCGCUCUCCAGGAAGCCGUGGAUGAGAGCAAAAAGGAAUAUUUCAUCUGAGAGGCAAGGAUUUCCAUGGAGACUUCCCUGAGGGAAUCAAUCAGAAAUGUAACAUCAACAGAAGUACUAGGAGAUGGAUAAUACGAGGAUACAGGCGAGCAUCCUAAUUGAAGAGUAUCUCACUCCUUUUUCUUUGUCGCUGGGUUGUUCCUUUUCCUCUAGCAGUGAAGAACUAAAUGCCAGAUACUUGCCUGUUGAUUUUAUUAGCAACACAGCUGGUCACAGUUGAAAUCAAUAUCAGAUAAGAAGAAACAAAAUCUCAGUAUGAGUGAUACACCAAAACGAGAUAAAGAUAGCAAAUGUCAAGCCUUGACAUUUGGUGAAAAUAGCAGAUGCCAAAUGAAAACAUCCUCUUAGAGUUAAUGAUGCAUCCUAUUCUGAUAUGAUGAAGAACUACCUGAAAUUGAAUUUCAAAUGGUAACAGAACAAACAUUAAACUAGAUAAAGGUGAUCUAGCUUGAAAAAAAAUAAAUCUAAAGCCCAGAUAUCCCUCCCAUCCCCUUAAAUGUGCAUUUUUAUUGGCAUGAGGGGCUUUAUGUUUGUUUUUGGGGGGGAUUUACACUGGGAUUUCGUAUUUUAAUAUUUGAAUUUUUUACAUAUAUAAAAAACAAAGACACUUCAAAGAAAUAAAACACUUGGAAAACCUGGAAAAGGAAAGAGUGAAGGAUUUAUUACUGACUUUCCCUGCAUGGCAGCUUAAGAACUGCAAAAUGUUGGAAUUUACAAUGUAGUAUACAAUAGUCAGUAGAUGUACAAAUAUGAUUCCAAUUAGUCUGUAGGUUUUCUGCACACAUGCAUAAAUAGAUAGAUAUUAAAAGCUAAAGCAUCCUGGUUUGAGCAGGCCCCUUGAAACAAUGGAGCUCAGCUACAUUUUUUUCAUGUAAGAUAUUUUUGUCUGAAUAUUUAUUUAUUUAUUUUUGCAUUAGAAUAUUCUCUGAGUGCCCCCCAGCAGGAUUGUAGGUUUUUGCAGGGAGAGGAAUUCAGUUCUGGUGCAGAUAUGAGUACAUCUUUCACAAGUGCAACCUUAUGACUGUCACUAUAAAAAAGUUUGUUCAUCUGCAUCCCACUGGCUUUAUUUCUCACUCUGUAUGGCUUCUGUGUAUCCUUUGCAGUGUGCUAGACCAGAGAAUUACACUGACAUCGAUGCUUUAUUAUAAAUAAAUAAAUAAAUAACUAGA